AAAGGCCUGCUAGAAAGUGUUUCCAGCGCAACUCCUCUCUCUUCUCUCUCUCUCUCUCUGUCUCUCUCUCCUCUCUCUCCCUCCCUCCACCGAGCAAAUCUCACACGCGUUUCUGGAGAAGGGAGAUACCACUUGCCGGACAUCAGAGAAGCUCCUUUUCACGGCCAGCCGGCGAGCAAUGUGUAACUCACGCGCCGCCGCCUUCCUGGAGGUCCUCCUCGUCAGCUCCCUCAUAGCUCUCGCCUCUGCUCAGGGAUCUACCAAAUGGCUCACUCUGUCCGGAAAUCCGCCAUUGGUUAUAGCACGGGGUGGAUUCUCGGGGAUAUUUCCGGACUCCAGCUUGUUUGCUUACAACUUGGCAAUGAUUACGAGUGUCCCGGACGUGGUCAUGUGGUGUGAUGUCCAGUUGACAAAAGACGAGGCUGGUAUUUGUGCUUCUGAUCUCAGGCUAGACAACUCUACUAGCAUUGCAUCCGCCUUCCGGGAUAAAGAGAAAACUUAUGAUGUCAACGGUGUGUCCAUGAAAGGGUGGUUCUCCAUUGAUUUUACCCUCAAAGAUCUAGCAACCGUCUACUUAACUCAGGGAAUCGGUUCUCGAUCGCCUAGGUUUGAUGGAAAUUUCUUACCAAUACUUACAGCUCAAGAAGUGAUUCAGCAGUUGAAACCACCAGGUCUCUGGUUGAACAUUCAGCAUGACCAGUUCUUCUCACAACAUAAUUUGAGUAUGAGAAAUUAUGUGCUUUCUACCUCAAGAAGCGUGCCUGUUAGUUACAUCUCAUCACCAGAGGUGAAUUUUCUGAGGAGUAUUGUGACACGAUUUAAUAGAACCAGGACAAAACUGGUUUUCAGGUUUCUGGCACGAAAUAUUGUCGAGCCUUCUCGCAGCCAGACCUAUGAUUCUCUUUCAAAGAACCUUGCAUUCAUCAAGACAUUUGCUUCAGGGAUCCUCGUCCCAAAGGCUUAUAUUUAUCCAGUUACUCCAGAAAACUAUGUGCAACCUUAUUCCUCCAUAGUGUCAGAUGCCCAUAAAAUUGGACUGGAAGUUUAUGCAUCUGACUUUGUUAACGACCAACCUCUGAGCUACAAUUACAGUUAUGAUCCCAUAGAGGAGACGUUGCACUACAUUGACAAUGGCGUAUUCUCUGUCGAUGGUUUGCUCACAGAUUUCCCCAUUACUCAAUCUGAGGCCAUUGAUUGCUUUGCUCAUGUAGGCAAAAACAAUUCAAGACAAGUCAAAUUUUUGGUCAUCUCGUAUAAUGGAGCAAGUGGGGACUAUCCCAGUUGCACUGACAAGGCAUAUACAAAAGCUAUACAAGAUGGGGCUGAUGUUAUCGAUUGUCCUGUUCAAAUGUCAAAGGAUGGGGUCCCUUUUUGCUUCCAAUCCAUCAAUCUCAUGGAAGCUAGUAAUAUUGCCCAAUCAGAGUUCCGCAAUCGCACAACUACAAUUCUGGAGCUUAGGCCCGGCCCUGCAAUUUUCAGUUUUAGCCUUACCUGGAGCGAAGUCCAAUCAUUGACACCACAAAUCUCAAACCCUUAUCAGGCCUUCUCCUUGUACAGAAACCCAGCAAACAGAAUGGAAGGGAAGUUUGUAUCUUUGUCAGAUUUUCUAGCCUUGGCAAGGAAUACUUCUUUGUCGGGCGUCCUGCUCCGCAUAGAGAACGCUACCUACCUCGCUGAGAACCAGGGACUGAGUGUAACUGAUGCUGUCCUUGAUGUCCUGAGCAAAGCUGGCUACAAUAACCUGACGACAAUGAAGGUUAUGAUUCAGUCCACCAACAGCUCAGUCCUAACUAAGAUAAAAGGGCAUGGCAACUACGAGCUCGUGUAUGAGGUCGACGAGAACAUUCGCGAUGCCGCGAACUCCACCGUGGAGGACAUCAAGAGCUUUGCCAACUCUGUUGCCGUAACAAAGAUGUCUGUCCUACCCACAAACUCACUUUACCUCACCAUGCGGACUAAUACUGUCGCGAAGCUACAGGCGUACAAGCUUCCUGUCUACGUACAGCUCUUUAGCAACGAGUUUGUAUCCCAGGCAUGGGAUUUCUUCUCAGAUGCGACUGUUGAGAUUAACUCUUUUGUGACGGGGGCGGGUGUUGAUGGCGUGAUCACAGAUUUUCCAAGGACAGCUGCUACUUACAAAAGGAACAAAUGUCUUGGGUUGGGUGCCAAAACUCCGGCUUACAUGACUCCGGUUGGACCCGGGUCCCUUGUGGAGCUCAUCCCCCCCUCAGACCUUCCACCCGCGCAGCCUCCUUCUCCAGUCCUCACGGACUCCGAUGUAAAUGAGCCACCACUUCCAGCCGUUGUAGCGAAAGCCCCUUCCCCAACCCCAGGGGCAAACAUACCCACUGCCCCUACCCCAAGAGGCAAUGGCCAGCCCAAACUUUCUGCCCCUAUCUUCCUCUCGGUUCUACCGGUCCUUGUCGCCUCGUUGUUUCUUGCACUGUAAAACCGUGGCCUACGAGUUCUUGGUCAUCUGAUAACAUGCUGAUUCAAAUGCGAGGAUCUCAUGUCAAUGGGCCUCGUGAUGGGUCUCGAUCGGGUUUUCCUUUCUCCCCCUUCACUUUCUUACUCUUGGACAGCAUCAGAUUCUUUCCUCUCGGAUCUUGUAGGUAUAGUCAUUCGUCAUGUAAUUUAGAUACUCCGAGUUCGUUCAAAGGUACAUGCUGAUUUGGGGUCAUUCCCUUUUUUGGGUCAUUGUAAUAUUUAUCAUUAUUGUUCACUUAUGAAUCUAUGAUUCUUGUGUGUAUCUAAUCAAUCUGUAUGGACAUAACAGCUGACGGCGAUAAUGUGGGA
Punica granatum (pomegranate) is the source of this 2796-nucleotide messenger RNA. Lineage: Eukaryota; Viridiplantae; Streptophyta; Magnoliopsida; Myrtales; Lythraceae. The record is from RefSeq and is a predicted model, not a curated record.